AUGAUGCUGAAGCGAUCGGGAGGAAGUGGUGGUCGCUCGGGGCCAGGUCCGGACUGUACGCUGGGUGCGGCGAACGUUGUCGAGCAUCGGGUGCUUCUUGCGGACCUUGUUGGCCGGGCUUUGCAAUUGAGCGCAGUAGACCUCGGCACUAACUGUCGUGUUAUUCGGCAGCAGUUCGAAACGGUAGAUUCCAUGAACUGCCCACUACACGCCCAGCAUGACCUUCUUCUCAUGGAUUUCACCUUUCACGGAAGGAUCCGGCAUUUCAUCGCCAGCGCACCACGCACUUCUGUGGGUGUGGGUGACGUAGAGGACCCAUUUUUCAUCUCCAGUGACAAUGGUGUCCCGCCAGUCGAACCUGUGGCUUUUGGAGAACAGCUGAGCGCAGAUGUCCGGGCAUCUUUGGCGGUUGCCGUCGCUCAAUGUAUGUGGGAACCACUGACCGAGCUUUUUCACCAUUCCGAAAGAUCGCAGUCAAUUGCUCACGGUGGACAGCGAACAGCCAAGACUGGGAGCAAAAUGGAAAAAUCAUAUGGAUGCUACCACACCAGAUUCUUCAGUUCGUCGAACGAUAUUGCAGAGACCAGAGAGAGGCUCAUCUUCGAGUCUCUUUGGAGCUUUGAAGUGCUGAAACCAGGCGCAUAG
Necator americanus (New World hookworm) is the source of this 645-nucleotide messenger RNA. RefSeq lists its product as uncharacterized. The coding region runs from base 1 to 645 and encodes 214 amino acids. Lineage: Eukaryota; Metazoa; Nematoda; Chromadorea; Rhabditida; Ancylostomatidae. The transcript is spliced from 2 exons. The record is from RefSeq and is a predicted model, not a curated record.